Molecule: messenger RNA, 2369 nt
Organism: Xiphophorus couchianus (Monterrey platyfish)
Lineage: Eukaryota; Metazoa; Chordata; Actinopteri; Cyprinodontiformes; Poeciliidae
Product: beta-galactosidase-1-like protein 2
Exons: 19
Coding region: 180-1997 (605 amino acids)
Biological process (GO): carbohydrate metabolic process
Molecular function (GO): beta-galactosidase activity
Source: RefSeq, a predicted model, not a curated record
UCCAACAACAAUAGUUAGCCUUAUCCACAGUGUUGUGUACGAGGCCUCCCAGCACCAUUUGACCCUCAGAUGCUCUCUGAUCAGGCUCACAGUGGUUUGGAUGCAAUCUGGAUUUUCUCUAACAUUUCAACAUUUUGGAUACUAAAGCUAAGGCUUGAUCUCAUAUUUAAGUGAGGACAAUGAACAGUUUGGAGGGGCUGAGGGCCGACUCCUCUCAGUUCACUCUGAGGGGGGAGCCCUUCCGCAUCCUGGGAGGCUCCAUUCAUUACUUCCGCGUGCCCAGACCGUACUGGAAGGAUCGACUACUGAAGAUGAAGGCCUGUGGUCUCAAUACUCUUACAACAUAUGUGCCAUGGAACCUGCAUGAGCCUGAAAGAGGGACAUUUAACUUUCAAGAUCAGCUAGAUCUCAGGGCCUAUAUCAGCUUAGCAGCAGAGACAGGUUUCUGGGUUAUCCUACGGCCAGGACCUUACAUCUGUGCUGAAUGGGACUUGGGUGGCUUGCCAAGCUGGUUGCUACAAGAUAAAGACAUUCAGCUGAGAACAACUUACCCCGGAUUUGUAAAUGCUGUCAACUUGUACUUUGACAAACUUGUCUCAGUUGUCCAACCUCUGAUGUUUGAGAAUGGAGGACCAAUCAUUGCUCUCCAAUUAGAGAACGAGUAUGGAUCAUAUGCUAAGGACGAUGAGUAUAUGCCAUUUUUAAAGAAUUGUCUCCAGUCCAAAGGGGUCAAUGAGCUCCUGCUAACAUCUGACAACUGGGAAGGUUUGAGAUACAGAAGUAUGGAGGGAGUUCUAAAAACAAUAAAUCUUCAGAGGUUGUCAUUUGGAGCCAUUCAACACUUAGCAUGCAUGCAGCCCCAGAAACCUUUAAUGGUGAUGGAAUAUUGGUCUGGGUGGUUUGAUGUCUGGGGAGAGCAUCAUCAUGUGUUCAAUGCAGAAGACAUGCUUGGCGUGGUGUCAGAAAUUCUGGAGAGAGGCGUUUCCAUUAACCUGUACAUGUUUCAUGGUGGGACCAACUUUGGCUUCAUGAAUGGAGCAAUGGACCUUGGCACCUACAAACCCCAGGUCACAAGUUAUGAUUAUGAUGCUCCGCUAUCGGAAGCUGGAGAUUGCACUAUCAAAUAUGAAAUUCUGAGGGAUUUAUUCAGCCGGUAUAACUCAAAGCCUCUUCCUGAAGUGCCUUCUCCUCAGGAGAGGAAAGCUUAUGAGCCAGUGUACACGCAGCUGUACCUUUCUCUGUGGGAUGCCGUACAGUUCAUAGAUAAGCAAUGCAGGUCAGAGAGGCCGAUAAACAUGGAGAAUAUCCCAGUUAACAACAACAAUGGUCAGUCAUAUGGUUAUACACUGUAUGAAACCACCAUCAGCAGUGGAGGAGCAUUAAACUCUGGGAACAACAUCAGAGACAGAGCAUUGGUGUUCUUGGAUCGAGAAUAUGUAGGAUGUUUGGACUACAAGACUCACGAAGUCAUCUUGCCCGAUGCCAAAAGAAAGAGGACCUUGGCUGUACUUGUUGAAAACUGUGGAAGAGUGAAUUAUGGUAAAGCUCUUGAUAACCAGCGCAAAGGUAUUGUGGGAGACAUUGUGCUUAAUCAUACACCACUAAGAGGAUUCACCACCUUCUGUCUUGAUCUGAAGCCAAGCUUUAUAAAAAGGUUGUCAAGUUCAGGUCAGUGGAAAACCGACUUCAAGUCAGUGCCAGUCCCAGGAUUUUUCCAGGCCAGGCUCGUUUUGGACGGUCCUCCAAAAGACACUUUCAUCAAGCUUCCUAACUGGGGUAAAGGAGUGGUGUUUGUCAAUGGCCAGAACCUUGGUCGUUACUGGUUCAUUGGUCCCCAGCAUUUCCUCUAUCUCCCAGGACCUUGGCUCAGAAGUGGAGAGAACCAGAUCAUUAUUUUUGAAGAAGAAAAGGUUGAUGGAAAAAUUAUGUUUUCUGAAAAUCCUGAAUAUGGAAAAACUAUUGAUGUCUACAAACUGCCCUUUUGCAGUCUGCUGUAAACAUUGUGCACACACACACUAAGGAAUUAUUUAUUGUUACUGAAAUUGAAUAUGAAUUAUAUAAACCAGUUAACACAGUAGGGUUGUUUGUAAUUGCCCGUUGUGGCAGUUUAACAUCAUUUAUUCAGAGCUUAAUGUUUUUGCUAUUGAUUAAUUUAGUUUCAUAACCUGCAACGCUUUGCACUAUUAUAAAGACUGUUAGUAUUUUUUUUAAACAAAUGUACACUGACAAUACAACACAACUUAAUAAUAAAGCGUCCACCACUCUGAUGAUCAUUUCCAGUCCAGGUAAUGGCUUCAUAUGGCUUUUAUGAAAGCUUUUCUGCAGACGUUUUCAGAUGUUUAAUAAAGUCAUGCCAGUCUUUUACACAA